Molecule: messenger RNA, 384 nt
Organism: Magnolia sinica
Lineage: Eukaryota; Viridiplantae; Streptophyta; Magnoliopsida; Magnoliales; Magnoliaceae
Exons: 1
Coding region: 1-384 (127 amino acids)
Molecular function (GO): nucleic acid binding; RNA-DNA hybrid ribonuclease activity
Source: RefSeq, a predicted model, not a curated record
AUGAGUCUUUGGAGACUUGCAACUCAUCAUCAAUUAGAUAAUGGCGACUGGAGGACCAAUGAUGAAAAGUUGAUCCCAUAUCAUGUCUACCUAGAAAAUCUAACUGAGGAAUUCGAAGAGAUCAUAUUUUCCUACAUGCCCCGAGCCAAGAACCAGUUCGCAGACGCUCUCGCUACCCUUGCCUCAAUGCUGGAGAUCCAAAAAGGAAUUGCUGGAUGGGAACUCACCGUCAAACUCCAAGAAGAGCCCGCAUUCUGCCUACAAAUCGACGAAGCCGAAACUCCCUCAAAUGAUCAGCCGUGGUACACGGACAUCAAGGAAUAUCUCGAGCAUCAGAAGUAUCCGAAAGGAGCAACAUCAGCUGAUCGUCGCACCAUCCAAUAG